Molecule: messenger RNA, 2052 nt
Organism: Rosa rugosa (rugosa rose)
Lineage: Eukaryota; Viridiplantae; Streptophyta; Magnoliopsida; Rosales; Rosaceae
Product: 3-hydroxy-3-methylglutaryl-coenzyme A reductase 1-like
Exons: 1
Coding region: 120-1892 (590 amino acids)
Biological process (GO): isoprenoid biosynthetic process; sterol biosynthetic process; coenzyme A metabolic process
Cellular component (GO): peroxisomal membrane; endoplasmic reticulum membrane
Molecular function (GO): hydroxymethylglutaryl-CoA reductase (NADPH) activity; protein binding
Source: RefSeq, a predicted model, not a curated record
CAGGAAAACACAGAUAAACGAGUUCAGUCUUUUUUUCCAAAGCUCACUCCUUUCUCUCUUCUAUCUCCUCCAUCCGAUCCCCCGGAGGGUUGUUUAGCAUCUUCCUCAUCCAAAACAUAAUGGACGUCAGAAAGCUAUCCGCGAUGGAGAACACCACCAAGGCAGGCAAGACCAUGAAACAGAAAGUCAAGUUUGUCGUCGACGAGGAAGUGGCAAAGGUUUCAGACGCCUUGCCUCUGCCUCAGUACAUAACCAACGCCGUCUUCUUCGCUCUCUUCUUCUCCGUCGUCUACUUCUUGCUCACUAGCUGGCGUGAGAAGAUCCGUACCAACACUCCUCUUCACAACAUAGAUCUCUCUGAGAUUGUUGCCAUCCUUGCUCUUAUAGCCUCCUUCAUCUAUCUCCUGGGCUUCUUCGGCAUCGAUUUUGUUCAGUCCCUCUUUCUCCAGCCCAGUAAUGACAUCUGGGCCGCCGACGAUGACGAGGAAGAGAUUAUUCUCAAGCAGGACGCUCGUAAAUUUCCUUGUGGCGAGGCACUUGAUUACUCAAUCCCAAAAAUGGCUCCAAUUGCUUCUCCUAAAUUCGUCCAAAAGGUGUUUGAUGACAAGCCAGCGAUCCAGACCCCUCCACCAACUGCAGAAGACGAGGAGAUUAUCAAGGCUGUCGUUGCUGGAACCAUUCCUUCAUAUUCACUCGAGUCAAAGCUAGGCGACUGCAAGAGGGCAGCUUCUGUUAGGCGUGAGGCAUUACAGAGAGUUACAGGCAAGUCUUUUGAGGGUCUGCCUUUGGAGGGCUUUGAUUACGAAUCCAUUUUGGGUCAAUGCUGUGAAAUGCCGGUUGGGUAUAUUACCAUUCCUGUUGGGAUUGCCGGGCCCCUUAUGCUUGAUGGAAGAGAGUUCUUUGUCCCUAUGGCCACAACUGAAGGUUGCUUGGUGGCUAGUACCAACCGUGGUUGCAAAGCAAUUAACUUGUCCGGUGGAGCUACUAGUGUGCUAUUGAAAGAUGGAAUGACCAGAGCACCAGUUGUCAGAUUCAACUCUGCUAAAAGAGCUGCUGAGUUGAAGUUCUUCAUGGAAGACCCUGCCAAUUACGAAACCAUUUCCAUGAUUUUCAACAAAUCAAGCAGAUUUGGUAGACUUCAGACAGUCAAGUGUGCAGUGGCUGGGAAGAACCUCUACAUGAGAUUCUGCUGCAGCACUGGUGAUGCUAUGGGGAUGAACAUGGUCUCUAAAGGGGUUCAAAAUGUCCUCGACUUCCUUCAGAAUGACUUCCCUGAAAUGGAUGUAAUUGGCAUCUCUAGUAACUACUGCUCAGACAAGAAGCCUGCUGCUGUGAACUGGAUUGAAGGCCGUGGCAAAUCUGUGGUUUGUGAGGCUGUAAUCAAGGGAGACAUAGUGAGUAAGGUGUUGAAAACCAACGUGGCGGCCUUGGUGGAGCUUAACAUGCUCAAGAACCUUACUGGUUCCGCCAUUGCUGGUGCUCUUGGUGGUUUCAAUGCUCAUGCCAGUAACAUUGUUUCAGCUGUGUACCUCGCCACUGGUCAAGACCCAGCUCAGAACAUAGAGAGUUCUCACUGUAUCACCAUGAUGGAAGCCAUCAAUGAUGGCAAGGAUCUUCACGUCUCGGUUACCAUGCCUUCUAUUGAGGUCGGUACAGUAGGAGGAGGUACCCAAUUGGCAUCGCAGUCGGCUUGCUUGAACUUGCUCGGAGUGAAGGGUGCCAACAGAGAGGCACCAGGAUCAAACGCAAGGCAAUUGGCCAGUGUUGUAGCUGGUUCUGUUCUUGCCGGAGAGCUUUCUCUCAUGUCUGCUAUUGCAGCUGGACAGCUCGUCAAGAGUCACAUGAAGUAUAACCGAUCAAACAAAGAUGUUACAACUGUUGCUUCAUUUUAAGAGCUAGAAGAAACUUGACCCUCAAGAAUUUUUGUCACAUAUAUCUCUUUGUAAAUUUCUUCCAAAAUGUGGACGAUUCUGAGGUUCAUCCUUUGGUGAAUGAGCAUAUUCACCUUCUCUUACGAUUAAUGCAUAAUAACUUUAUAAUUUUGUAAUCCAA